Messenger RNA from Esox lucius (northern pike), 1922 nucleotides. Its product is annotated as calcium/calmodulin-dependent 3',5'-cyclic nucleotide phosphodiesterase 1B. The record is from RefSeq and is a predicted model, not a curated record. Gene Ontology annotation, biological process: signal transduction. The transcript has 14 exons. Gene Ontology annotation, molecular function: 3',5'-cyclic-nucleotide phosphodiesterase activity. Bases 334 to 1872 code for a protein of 512 amino acids. NCBI's taxonomy places the organism in Eukaryota, Metazoa, Chordata, Actinopteri, Esociformes, Esocidae.
GCACUGACAGAACUGACACACUUUGGCUGGACCAAUCACAGUUUAGCUACGACAGUUCUCCCCAGUAGUGAGUGCAGGCUUGGCAGGCUGUUGCAGAAGUGUAGUUUGGGACGGAUAACUUUGGCUGAUACCGUGGUGCAGAGGGCCGGAUGAUCAAGACAACUUCUCUGCUUUCUAGUAUUCUCUUCUGCAAGUUCACUUUCUCAUUUGGUUUUCAGUUUCACUGGAUCUGCGUGUUGUGCUUUGAGCUCUAGUGCACAGCAUCUCUGGCAUUACAGUCUCUGUCAGACUGUGGUCUGAAAGGGUUUUGCCUUGCUGUGACUGUGGGCUGGGAUGGCUGACUUGGUGAGAGUGAGGAGGAAGCAGCUGCAGACGCCCAUCUCCAGGCUAAGGUGUAUGAUCAAGCAACUGGAGGAGAAAGAUGUGGACUUUGAAGAACUGAAAAAAAACUUGGAGUACACAGCAUCAUUACUAGAGGCUGUUUACAUUGACGGGACCAGGCAGGGUUUAGAUGCGGAGGACGACCUGCAGAAGCUCCACUCGGAUGGCGUUCCCACAGAGGUUACCGAUUGGCUGGCUUCGACAUUCACUCAGAAGGCCCGCCGACCCGCACGUCGCUCCGACGACAAGCCAAAGUUCCGCAGCAUUGUACAUGCAGUGCAGGCUGGGAUAUUUGUUGAAAGGAUGUUCAGAAGGGCCUACACAGCUGCUAUGCCUAACCAACCUGCAGAAGUGGUUAACUGUCUCCGGGACAUUGACACGUGGAACUUCGAUGUGUUCUCCCUAACCACGGCCAGUGACAACCAUCCCCUGCAGACUCUCUUUUUCGAGUUGGUUACCCGUUACGAACUCAACAGCAAAUUCAAGAUCCCCAUCUCCUGUCUGACAUGGUUUCUGGAGAAGCUGGAGAGGGGCUACGCCAAACACAACAACCCAUACCACAGCAGCAUCCACGCCGCUGACGUCACCCAGACCCUGCACUGUCUCCUGCUUCGGACAGGCCUGGUGCAUUGGCUGACUGAACUGGAGGUGUUGGCGUCUCUGUUUGCCGCGGCAAUCCAUGACUACGAACAUACUGGAACUACCAACAACUUCCUCAUUCACACCAAGUCAGACUUUGCCAUGAUCUACAAUGACAGGUCAGUCCAAGAGAGCCACCACAUCAGUGCAACAUUUCGCCUUCUUCAAGAAGACCAGUCUAAUAUUUUUGUCAACCUCUCCAGAGAAGAGUGGAUGGAACUGAGGGCGCUGGUGAUUGAGAUGGUGCUGGCUACAGACAUGUCGUCUCAUCUUGUCCAGGUCAAAGCAAUGAAGGCUUGUCUGCAGCAGACUGAUGGCAUAGAGAAGCCCAAAGCACUGUCCCUUCUCCUGCACACAGCAGACAUCAGCCACCCCUCCAAGCCCUGGGCUCUACACUCUCGCUGGACCAAAGCCCUCAUGGAUGAGUUCUUCAGACAGGGUGACCGAGAGGCAGAGCUUGGUCUUCCCUUCUCUCCGCUGUGUGAUCGGAACAGCACCCUAGUUGCAGAGUCACAGAUUGGCUUCAUAGACUUCAUAGUGGAGCCCACGUUCUCUCUGUUGACCGACAUGGCAGAGAAGAUAGUAAUUCCACUGGUUGAAGAAAACCCAGGUCCACCAGACCCCUGCAAUCGGCAUAGUAAUUUGUGGAAGGAGAGUUCCAGGGGUUUACAGUGGAGCCUGGCGCACAUCACCUCGGAGCUGGUCAGCUUCCGAUCCACAUGGACGCGGCACACAGAAGACAACAAGUUCAAAUGGAGGGAAAGCAACUCCAAUGGGUUCUUGGAUCAGAUAAUGAAGAAGCAUUCAUUGGCUGAUGAAAAGGAUGAGCAUUCUGGUGAUACUACAGAGUAGUAAAACACCAGGAAAUAAUAGUCAAUAAAUGUUUUUAUUUAAUAUUGCAA